This is a messenger RNA of Hevea brasiliensis (rubber tree), 1965 nucleotides long. Its product is annotated as anthranilate synthase alpha subunit 1, chloroplastic. Lineage: Eukaryota; Viridiplantae; Streptophyta; Magnoliopsida; Malpighiales; Euphorbiaceae. The transcript has 11 exons. Gene Ontology annotation, molecular function: anthranilate synthase activity. The record is from RefSeq and is a predicted model, not a curated record. Gene Ontology annotation, biological process: L-tryptophan biosynthetic process. Bases 96 to 1829 code for a protein of 577 amino acids.
ACACAGAGACAAACCAAGCAAGCAAAGAAGAGCAACUGCCACUGCAUAACACCGAGCGUUUCUCUCUGCUACCAUUUGUUUCUGCUACUUCGACAAUGCAAUCCCUAGCCUUCUCUCACCAUCUCUCUCCACUUCCCUCCUCCUUCUCCACCGUCAUUUCCACAAGAAGACGGCCUCCGAGCUCCCUCGCUUGUGUCCGUCCACUCAAGUGCAUUUCCCGCUUGAGCUCUUCAUUAGUUGCUGAUGAGGCGAGGUUCGCAGAAGCUGCUAAACAUGGAAAUUUGGUGCCACUUCACAGUUCCAUAUUCUCUGACCAGCUAACUCCGGUUACUGCUUACCGAUGCCUGGUUAAAGAAGAUGAUAGAGAGGCUCCAAGCUUCCUUUACGAGUCUGUAGAGCCUGGUUUUCGGGUUUCAAGUGUUGGACGCUACAGUGUCAUUGGAGCUCAGCCAUCAAUUGAAAUUGUGGCGAAAGAAAAUAAGGUUACAAUAAUGGACCAUGAAGAAGGGUCUCUGACUGAAGAGUUUGUUGAAGAUCCAAUGACAAUACCAAGAAAAAUUUCAGAGGGCUGGAAACCCCAAGUAAUUGCUGAACUUCCAGAAACUUUUUGUGGUGGCUGGGUUGGCUAUUUUUCUUAUGAUACAGUACGAUAUGUGGAGAAGAAAAAGCUUCCGUUUUCAAGCGCUCCUAAGGAUGACAGAAAUCUGGCGGACAUACACCUUGGCCUAUAUGAUGAUGUGAUUGUAUUUGAUCAUGUGGAGAAGAAAGUCCAUGUGAUCCACUGGGUGAGGAUGGAGAGACAUUCCUCUGUGGAAGAUGCUUACUCUGAUGGAAUCAAGCGAUUAGAAAAAUUGUUGGCCAGAUUGCAGGAUAUUGACCACCCAAGGCUAUCUGCAGGAGUUGUAAACUUACAAACUCGCCAUUUUGGCCCCUCAUUGACAAAUUCCAACAUGGCAUGCGAAGAGUAUAAGGGGGCAGUAUUAAAGGCCAAAGAGCACAUUCUGGCUGGAGAUAUAUUCCAGAUAGUAUUAAGUCAGCGUUUUGAACGCCGAACAUUUGCUGACCCAUUUGAAGUCUAUAGGGCACUGAGAGUUGUGAAUCCCAGUCCUUACAUGACUUACUUGCAAGCCAGAGGCUGUAUUCUAGUUGCCUCAAGUCCAGAAAUUCUUACACGUGUAAAGAAGAAUAAGAUAGUUAAUCGGCCGUUAGCUGGAACUAUCAGAAGAGGGAAAACAACUGAAGAAGAUGAGAUGUUGGAGGGGCGUCUACUAAAUGAUCCAAAGCAGUGUGCAGAGCAUAUCAUGCUGGUUGAUCUGGGCAGAAAUGAUGUUGGAAAGGUCUCAAAAUAUGGUUCUGUGACAGUGGAAAAACUCAUGAAUGUUGAAAGAUAUUCCCAUGUCAUGCAUAUAAGCUCCACGGUUACCGGAGAAUUACAGGAUAAUCUCUCUUGCUGGGAUGCUUUGCGUGCUGCUUUGCCUGUUGGAACUGUUAGUGGAGCACCAAAGGUGAAGGCAAUGGAAUUAAUAGACCGGUAUGAGGUUAACAGGCGAGGCCCAUACAGUGGAGGAUUUGGUGGCGUGUCCUUCCUAGGCGAUAUGGACAUUGCCUUGGGACUUAGGACAAUGGUGUUCCCGACGGGAGCACGAUAUGACACGAUGUACCUGUACAAAAAUGCUGAUAGUCGGCGUGAAUGGGUGGCAUACCUUCAAGCUGGUGCAGGUAUAGUUGCGGAUAGUGAUCCUGAUGAAGAGCACCGUGAGUGCCAAAACAAAGCUGCCGGUCUUGCACGUGCCAUAGACUUGGCUGAGUCUGCUUUUAUUGAGAAAUGAGAAGCCUGUACCCUGAAUCCUCAUACAUAUUUUCCAAGCGGCUCUACCUUUGCCAUGUAGCAACAUGCUUGGUGGGUAAGCCAGCCGUGCUUGAGAAGGAAAAGCACAUAGAAAGGGAAAGAAUUUUGCCCAGCGU